This is a messenger RNA of Cercocebus atys (sooty mangabey), 2409 nucleotides long. RefSeq names its product solute carrier family 22 (organic anion transporter), member 9 (gene SLC22A9). Gene Ontology annotation, biological process: transmembrane transport. Gene Ontology annotation, molecular function: transmembrane transporter activity. The coding region runs from base 1373 to 1990 and encodes 205 amino acids. The transcript has 4 exons. NCBI's taxonomy places the organism in Eukaryota, Metazoa, Chordata, Mammalia, Primates, Cercopithecidae. The record is from RefSeq and is a predicted model, not a curated record.
CUGUUCCCCAAAAGCUAUUGAAAUAAUAACAAUAAUAAUGAUAAUAAUAAAAGGAAUACAUGGCAACUAGCAGUUUAUGUAAGGAAAUCAGGUGUGGGUCACUUAAAGUUUGCAGGCAAAUGCCUGAAUAGUUCAUUCAAAGGAAGCAACAGGAAAGCAGGGAACCCAGUCAGCUAGCCAGGAGAGAUGCCUCUAAGUUAUCUCUGGCGUCUGGCUUGAGCCAUUUGGAAGUGGUGUAAGAACUAGAAACUGUGUCAAGGGUGACUAAGCCCUGCUGUGGUGUGAGAAAGUUAAACUUGUAAUCAAAAUGAAUGAUGAGACAACAUAAAAUCGUAAGAAUUCCCUCCAAUAAGAUACAUAUGUAUACUGAAUACAUAAUAAAAAUUAUUGACUCUUUUCUAUGCUAAUAAAACCAUCACGAGGUUAUAUGCCAUUAAACAUAAGUAAUAUAAAAAUAGGUUUCCUUGUUCCAUUCUGGAUUUACUACACAGGACCACCUACACAGUGAAUGCUGUGGAUAUACAAUCUGUCACUCAAUAAGUUGUACAUUUUAGUGACAUUUCUGAUUGUAAUGGAGGUAAAUGGACAUUUCAGCUGCUGAGGUACUCACUGGGAGUUUGACUAAUAUCUGUAAAUUUUUACUUUUAAUUUUAUGGCCCUCAGGAUAGUGAAUUGUCUUGUAGUGGUUUUUGUUGUCAUGUGAGCAAAUUGGCUUUGGAAUACUAAUAAAAGCAAUUAGUUAUAAUAAAUAAAUAAAUAAAUCCCAGGCCCUAUAGUUUAAUCAUCCAUAAAACACUUGCUGUCUUCCAAAAAAUUAAUGACAAUUAUGACCAUCAUCAUCUUACCAUCAUUUUAUGGUAAUUUAAAACUCAACAUAUUGUGAUAUCUUCAGUUCUCUUUGACACUUAUUUUAGCUUUGAGAGACAGAACUUGGUGGUUGAAAUAUGAGUUUGAGACAUGGUGUGCUUUUGCGGAGGAAGGUGGCAGCAUUUUCAAAUGGAACUCUCUUCUUUUCCCACACCUUUAGUCAUCAUCUUUGUAGGUAGUAUAAGACUUUUGUCUCAUUUUUAUCAAAUAGAAGCUACCAAAGGUACCUUUGACAACUCCUCAGAAAUUAUCAUGCUUCAUAAGACGCAGUCUGUAACCCUUUCUGAACAUAUUUAAGCGUCUAACUUCCAGCCUCUUGUCUAGUAUUAAUAGCUUCUUCACAAAGAGUUCCAUAAUGUUAUCAUUGUCACUUAAUAGAUUUUUAAAAAUCACAUUGCAAGAAAAUAUUCCACACAAUAGACCCAGCCUUUAUACUUUAACAAGCCCUAGCUGCCUGGGCCAAUAUUAUUCUCAUUUGUAGGAUGGAGGCUGCACGGAUUAUAAUAUGUGCCUUUCCUUUUUUAAUCACCACAGAUUUGCAAACUUCAUGGCCUAUUUUGGCCUUAAUCUCAACAUCCAGCAUCUGGGGAAUAAUGCUUUCCUGUUGCAGACUCUCUUUGGUGCAGUCAUCCUCUUGGCCAAUUGUGUUGCACCUUGGGCACUGAAAUACAUGAACCGUCGAGCAAGCCAGAUGCUUCUCAUGUUCCUCCUGGCAAUCUGCCUUCUGGCCAUCAUACUUGUGCCACAAGAAAUGCAGACGCUGCGUGAGGUUUUGGCAACGCUGGGCUUAGGAGCGUCUUCCCUUGCCAAUACCCUUGCUUUUGCCCAUGGAAAUGAAGUAAUUCCCACCGUAAUCAGGGCAAGAGCUAUGGGAAUCAAUGCAACCUUUGCUAAUAUUGCAGGAGCCCUGGCUCCCCUCAUGAUCAUCGUGAGUGUAUAUUCUCCACCCCUGCCCUGGAUCAUCUAUGGAGUCUUCCCCUUCAUCUCCGGCUUUGCUUUCCUCCUCCUUCCUGAAACCAGAAACAAGCCUCUGUUUGACACCAUCCAGGAUGAGAAAAAUGAGAGAAAAGACUCCAGAGAACCAAAGCAGGAGGGUCCCAGCAUGGAAGUAACACAGUUUUAAGGAAUUCCGGGAGCUGACUGCUGAUCAAUGAGCCAAAUGAAGGGAACAAUCAGGACUGUUCCUAGACACUAGCAAAAUCUAGAAAAUAAAUAACAGGGCUGGGCGCGGUGGCUCACGCCUGUAAUCCCAGCACUUUGGGAGGCUGAGGCGGGCGGAUCACAAGGUCAGGAGAUCGAGACCACCCUGGCCAACAUGGUGAAACCCUGUCUCUACUAAAAAAAAAAUACAAAACUUAGCUGGGCAUAGUGGCACAUGCCUUUAAUUCCAGCUACUUGGGAGACUGAGGCAGGAGAAUCACUUGAACCCGGGAGGCAGAAAUUGCAAUGAGCCAAGAUUGGGUCACUGCACUCCAGCCUGGUGACAGAGCGAGAUGCUGUCUCAAAAAAAAAGAAAGAAAGAAAGAAAGAAAUUAAAAUAAA